AUGGGUGCUGUGCAACAAAAAUGCUGCGCAGUUCAGGAGGUGGGUGGCACAGCUGAAGCUGUUGCAGAAACGAAGUGCCUCAGCGAUCAGCCCAUUCCACCAACUGGAAAGCCACUCUGGCUAAGUGAGGCAGAGGCCUACGUGACGCUCCAGAAGCAAAAAGAAGCCGAAGCCGCUCAGCGGCUACAGGAGCUAGCCGAGAAGGCUGCAGAAGACGAGCGAAAGGCAAAAGAAGAAGCACAACGAAAAGCAGCUGAGGAGGAGGCGAAGAAAGCUAAGGAGGCCGAAGCAAAAGCGAAAAAGAAGGUUUCUUCGAAAAAGGCCGCAGCGCCAAAGACGCCCACAAAGCCAGACCUGGAGGAGGAUGUCAAGGCAGCAGAUGCUAAGCCAGAGCAGGGGCCGGAGGCAAAGGCUGAAGUCUCUGAGGAGGAGAAGGAGAAGUCCCCGAAGCCGGCAAAACCAGCCAAGCCGGAGGGGGAGCUCCGCUACGAGUUUGAGGUGAAGUGUGUCUCAGCCCGGGGCCUCCGUGAUGCGGACUGGCUGGAGGGAACCUCCGACCCGUACUGUCUCUGUGAGUCCAUCGGGAAGGUCAAAUCCAAGUUCAAGACGAAGACGGUGAAGAACAAAGAGAGCCCUGUCUGGAACCAAGCGGCAAAGAUGCAGCUUGGUCAGGGGGACUGUCUCAAGUUCUCCAUCUAUGACCAGGAGGGGGCGGACGAAAUGCUUCCUCCUUUUGCUGCUUUGGACCAUGGCCUGGGCAGAGGAGCCAAGUUCUGGUUGCCCGUUUUGCUCCUGCAAGCAAGCCCUGUACCCGUCCCAGCGGUCCCAGCACCAGCUUCUCCACAGUCGGACCUCAUCACGCAGGAAAUGGAGGAGUUGAAGAUGCUUAUAAAAAUGGGUGACGAGCGCAUGGCUUUCCUUAAGGAACUCCAAGGAGCCGCAACAGAUGGCAAAGGCCUGCCACUGUCUGCUGCACAGACGCAGGCACUGACGGAGGGUCUCCCGUUGCUGUCAGAGAUUGCUGGUCAAGGCGACAGGGCGCCUAUUGCAGCAGCUGAAGAUUUCUUGGUAACAAAAACCGUCCUCCCCAUGGCGGAGCCCGUAGCUCACAUAGAAUGGCUAUUAUUGCGCAAUCCGCGGCCUUCAACAGCAUCAUCCCCGUCCUCAUCGCCGCAGUCACAGACGCCAACAUGCAUAUUGGCAGCGGUACAUGCUGAGGGGAAUGUUCGGCUUUUCAGCCCCAGUGGUGAGCUUUUGCUCACUUUUGAGGCUGGCCACGACGCACCAAUCACGCACAUAGCAACCUCUCCAACACAUGAGGAGCACCUACUGGCUACAGGAGAUGCCGGUGGAUCAAUUCGAGUCCACAGAAUCUCUGUGAGGCAGCGUCGUGUCAGUAAGGAGGAGCGGGCAACGAGAUCCAACUCUUCGGAUGAGAAGCUCUCGCAAUACUUAGGCCCUCAGCUGAACGUUACAAGUCAACUCCAGAGGCAACUCCAACUUCCUGGAGGAGAUGGCAGCUUAAGCGCCUUAGCUAUUGCCAACCACAAGAGCACUCGGGAGAUCGUCGCGGGUGAUUCCAUGGGGCGUAUUAGCGUAUUUGCCAAGAAUGGCACCUUGAAGAAUCAGGUCGACGCAACAGCCAUGGAGGGUCCAGGUGUGGAAGGCCUGCACUCCUUUCAUAGCCAAGUGAUCUUCCGUGCUGGCAUGGAGUGGGGCUACGUGAACCUUGACAAAGCUGAAGUGAAGCACAUCGAUUGUCCAAAGUUCGAGGGCCGAGUUGCUGCAAUUACAGUCGACAGCCAGCAGCUUUCAAAGGUACUUCUGUCAGAUGAAAGCGGCGCAGUUUGGGUCUUCAACGUCAAGAACCGCAAGGACUGCGAGUUCGAGAAGAAGUUUCCCCAUGCCACAGAUUACAAGGUGCCUCUGGAGCUCUCCGCUAUUCGUGGCUUUGUGAUCGGGUUACAGAAGUCAACCCCGUCAGAGUUUCCAACGUCAUCCCUGUUGGCUUUGAAUAUGAGCCAGCACAUGGGUAGAAGACGUCCUGGAGAGCUAGGUCCCGGCGGUCAUGUGAUUUGGCGGCGGCCAAGACUACCUAUUCGGGACUGGAGCGUGCAACGAAAGCAGCACGGAGAUGUAGUAGCUCUUCUUUCCGACGACGGGCGAGAGGUUGAGAUAUUGGAAAUCCUGAUGCAGGUCUACACACCGCCUGCCAACAGCGACCCAUUCUCCAACUUCAAGCUGCCGGUGAUGGCCUGCGCAGUGGUUCUUCUGCUAGGCUAUCAGUUCAUGAAGCAGAAGGGCAAGGGAGGCUCCGGAGGCCUCGCUGGCCUGGGCGGUGGGCGUGGAAAGCUUGGCAAGAGUGACUUUGCCAGCUUGCUCAACAAGAAGAAGAUGGGAGGCUUGAAGGGCAAGAGGCCUUGA
Symbiodinium pilosum is the source of this 2424-nucleotide messenger RNA. The record is from the annotation of a GenBank genome assembly. NCBI's taxonomy places the organism in Eukaryota, Dinophyceae, Suessiales, Symbiodiniaceae.